Messenger RNA from Limanda limanda (common dab), 5717 nucleotides. It is a transcript of the gene mib2, whose product is annotated as MIB E3 ubiquitin protein ligase 2. The transcript is spliced from 19 exons. Gene Ontology annotation, molecular function: ubiquitin-protein transferase activity; zinc ion binding; protein binding. The record is from RefSeq and is a predicted model, not a curated record. Gene Ontology annotation, cellular component: cytoplasm. Gene Ontology annotation, biological process: protein ubiquitination. NCBI's taxonomy places the organism in Eukaryota, Metazoa, Chordata, Actinopteri, Pleuronectiformes, Pleuronectidae. Bases 101 to 3184 code for a protein of 1027 amino acids.
AGCACUCAGGGUUUUCAAAUGAUCCUGCAGGUUGACCUGGGAUAGCGGCAGAGCGAGGCUCGCGGUGAUUCAUCAAAAUGGGAUCGUAACAGCAGCCAGCAUGUUCAAAAGUGGGCUGAAGAUCAUGGGGAUCUCCCCUGAUCUGUUCCUUGAAACACCCCUGGUGCCGUCCCUACGCGCAAUACCGUCGGUGCGAGCCGGCCCCGCCCCUCAUAAGCCCCAGAGGCGCAGCAGCCGGAGUGACAGCGCUGCCAGGCCCCCCCCAUUGCGCUCAGCCCCCAGGCCAGGCCCCAGCAGAGGCAGCAUGGAGGUGGGGAUGCGUGUGGUGCGGGGCCUGGACUGGAAAUGGGGAAACCAGGAUGACGGCGAGGGCCACGUGGGCACUGUGGUGGAGAUAGGUCGACAAGGCAGCACUACUACACCGGACAAGACAGUGGUGGUACAAUGGGACAGUGGCACCAGGACCAACUACCGCACAGGCUACCAGGGGGCCUACGACCUGCUGCUUUAUGAUAAUGCUCAAAUUGGCGUGCGUCACUCCAACAUCAUCUGUGACAGCUGCAAGAAGCAUGGCAUCAUGGGAAUGCGAUGGAAGUGCAAGGUGUGCUUCGACUACGACCUCUGCACCCAGUGCUACAUGAACAACAAGCACGACUUGAGCCACGCUUACGAGCGCUACGAGACGGCCCACUCCCAGCCAGUAAGCUUGGCACCGAGGCAGAACCUCCCGCGGAUCAUCCUCAAAGGAAUCUUCCAGGGGGUUAAAGUCGUUCGAGGACCUGACUGGGACUGGGGCAACCAAGACGGCGGGGAGGGUAAGGUUGGGAAGGUAGUGGAUAUUCGUGGCUGGGACACAGAGUCUGGUCGCAGCGUGGCCAGUGUCACCUGGUCUAACGGCACCACCAAUGUCUACCGAAUGGGCCACAAGGGCAAAGUAGACCUGAAAUACGUGUCUGACGGCCAAGGAGGCUUCUUUUACAAAGACCACCUACCAAAGCUCGGAGAGCACGCAGAGCUGCAGCGCCAGGAGAGUGUUGAUGGCCACUCCUUCCAGCAGGGAGACAAGGUCAAGUGUCUCUUGGAGGUGGACAUCCUGCGACAGAUGCAGGAGGGCCACGGAGGUUGGAACCCCAAAAUGGCAGAGUACAUUUGUCGGAUCGGGACUGUCCACAGAAUCACUGACCGAGGAGAUGUCAGAGUCCAGUACAGCAACAACAUCCGCUGGACUUUCCAUCCUGGGGCCCUGACCAAGGUGAACACGUUUGGAGUCGGUGAACAAGUCCGAGUGUUGGAGGACAUGGAGAGUGUGAAGAGACUGCAGGCUGGCCACGGAGAGUGGACAGACAGCAUGGCUCCUGUGCUUGGCCAGGUCGGGAAGGUGUUGAAAGUAUAUGCUGAUGGUGACCUUCGGGUGGCAUUCGGAACUCAGACAUGGACGUUCAAUCCAGCGUGCCUCUCGGCCCAGCCCGUGGAGGUGGACGCCAACCUCAUGACGGCCGAGAACCCCAACGAAUCUGGAAGUACUGUCAUCUCAGUGUUGGAGAAGCUGCUGUCUCAGUCUACAGAGCAGGACAAUCCAAGCCGCUUGGUCAUUGAGGCAGCACAUGGCAGUGCCAACAAAGUGAGGGAAUUGGUGCAGAAAUAUCCUGACAAGGUGGAUAUAAAGAACCAGGGCAAGACUGCACUGCAGGUGGCUGCUCACCAAGGCCACAUGGAGGUGGUGAAGGCCCUGCUGCAGGCCAACAGCUCUGUCGAGGUCAAGGAUGAAGAUGGAGACACAGCAUUGCACUACACUGCCUUUGGUAAUCAGGCAGAGAUCGCUCGGCUGCUGUUGAGCAAGGGGGCAAACGUCAACCUCCUGAACAACUCCAUGUGCACGGCGCUCCACAUUGCUGUCAACAAGGGCUUCACUGACGUGGUGCGGGUGCUGACUGAACAUUCAGCUGACGUCAAUCUCCAGGAUUCAUAUGGAGACACGCCUCUUCACGACGCCAUUGCGAAAGAUUUCCGCCAAAUCAUUGAGAUCCUGGUUUUGGUGCCCAGCAUUGACUUCACUCAGCAGAACCACAGAGGCUUCAACCUCCUGCACCAUGCUGCUCUAAAAGGAAACAAACUGGCCACAGAGAAGAUCCUCGCCAGAGCACGGCAGCUGGUGGACGUUAAGAAGGAAGAUGGCUUCUCCGCUCUGCAUCUGGCCGCCCUCAACAACCACAGAGAUGUUGCUGAGAUCCUCGUCAAGGAGGGACGCUGCGACAUCAACAUCCGCAACAAUCGCAACCAGACGCCACUGCAGCUGGCGGUGACACAGGGUCACACCGAGCUGGUGCAGCUGCUGGUGGCCGAGGGGGCGGACGUCAACAUGGAGGACGAGGACGGCGACACGGCCAUGCACGUUGCCCUCCUCCGCCCACAGCUGGCCAACGUGAUGCUCAGCCCGGCUGUGGGAACCAGCAGCACAGAGGAGAGCAGUGAGGGCUGUUCCUCCACGUCGCUCUACUGCAGGCUGAGCGCCUCAGGUCUUGUGGGGAGCACGGAGCUGAGCGUCGGGGCAGCUUUGGCCUGUUUUCUGGCACAGGAAGGGUCGGACAUCAACUAUGCCAACCACAAGGGCAAGAGUCCUCUGGAUCUCGUGGCUGACAGCACAAUGCUGCAGCUCAUCAAGAGCUUCUCAGAGAAGCACAGGUUGCAGCGUCUGCAGGCCAUCACAUCUGGACAGGGCUUGAGCAGUGCCAGCCUGCGGAGGGUCCACACCACGCCCAACACCAUGACCAACCUGGUUCUUCCCACGCCACCGGGACCCAGCGAAUGCCUCAUCUGCUCCGAGCUGGCUCUGCUGGUUCUCUUCUGCCCCUGCCAGCACAGCGUGGCCUGUGAAGAAUGCGCCCAUCGAAUGAAGAAAUGCAUCAAAUGCCAAGUCACAAUCACAAAGAAAAUUAGACAAGACCAAACAGAGGUGGACUGCAGUCCUGGAAAUGAGAACUCGGAGCAGCACAACCUGCUGGAGCAGCUGCAGUCCCGCUACCGGCAGAUGGAGGAGCGGAUCACCUGCCCCAUCUGCAUCGACAACCAGAUCAAGCUGGUCUUCCAGUGCGGACACGCCUCCUGCAUCGACUGCAGCGCUGCGCUGAAGACCUGUCCCAUCUGCCGGCAGACCAUCCGCGAGAGGAUCCAGUUGUUCGUCUGAGCUCUUACACCACCCAAAGAGGAAGUCGUGAGGGAAUUGGAAAGAAGUAUGGGUGGGGGUGUGGGGGUGGGAGGGGGCAGCUGUUACCGCUUGAAGACCCAGCGACCUGUAUCUGCCUGUCGCGCCCUCCUGCUCAUGCCCACCACACGUUAUCAAAUGCGCAAUCUGCCCAUGAUGCUUUACUAUAAGACGCUGUGUUACAUCAUGUUUGUUACAUUCUCUGUAGUUUCCCUCCUGAGCAGCACAGGCAGGAACACGUCGACCACUUUAACUUUAUUCUUUGCCGUCAGUACUGCUCAUCCGUCGAGCUCAACAGGAAGCAGACAAUGCGAAGCUGGGAGAAACAGUUUAUCAGCAUCUUCUUUUCCACCACCUGUAAUCUGUCCUAUCUUUGCUGCUUUAAGUGGAUGUCUGUUACCCAUCAUCCUCUCUGGCUGUCUGUUACCCAUCAUCCUCUCUGGCUGUCCGGCCCCUUCUGUUUACAAAGCUGCACAGAAUCAGUCCCGUGUCCGCGCCUCCCCCCCCCUCGGCCUGUCCUGUGAAUUAUGUUUGCUCUCAUUUGUAUCAAUUGCUUAAUAAUCAGUGUUAGUCUCUGCAGAGGGAGUUGGUAUAACUAAAGCUCUCUUUAUAGUCCCCAAACACUCGCCUGUAUGCAAGGGGAAAUACACACUAUAUAUGCAUGAGUAUAUGCAUAUUGUAAAGCUGAAAAUGACUGUGUCGUCAUUGGGUGAUUUGUCGUCGUCGUCGUUGUUUUUAUUUCUCUCUGGUUACAUUUGUGGUUUUUAAUGUACCGAUAAGUGCAGGUUUUUAUUUAUGUGUGACAGGUGGUUUUACUUGGUAAUGUCCUUUUCUCAGUUGGUGUUUGCUUGGCAAAAAUAUUAUUGUUUCUACUGAAAUUCACCCCAAGCCUAUGUCCUCUACUCAGGGUAUCAAAUUAUUGAAAGCACUUGUGAUAUCCAUGAAAGGUUAAAGACCCCCCCCCCUCUCUCCCAACACACACACAAACACACAAACACACACACAGUUUGUCAGAUCAUUUUAGUGGAGGGUCACUGAAGGAAAAGGUCAUUGAUAACUAACCCUGUAGAUGGGGGAAAAACCCUUUUUAUAAACCCAUAACUAUUGUUUUCUCUCAUUAGUGAAUUGAAUGUUUGCAGGUGAGUUUCUGCAACAGAACUGCACUCUACUUCAAAACAAUACAAAAUAAAAUUCCUUAAAACAUCCCAGAAGCACCACUCAGCUCUAACUCUGUUUAAUUUUGGACAGAAAGAAUUGUGUUAGUCUGACCACAGUCUGUCAGUCAGUCAGUCAUCUGAGCACCAAGUUCACACUUUCAAGGAGGGCGCUCAAGUUUCUGUUAUUUAUCCACCAGACGUAUUGUAAGAUAAAGAAUCAGAAGGGCAAAAACAUGACACUGUUGUGUUGCAUCUGUGGUUCCUUGUUCUUAGUCGAGUCGAUUCAGUGUAAACCCUGUUCCCUUCCUUUCUCCGCUGGAGUAUUGGAUUGACAUCAUCCUCAUCCUUUCUGUCUUGGUGUGUUUUCUUGAAGGGCUUAUGCAUAUGAGAAAAAAAUGUGUAUUUUAAUCUUUUAUUUAAUUUUAAUUUUCUAUAAUAAACUCCAGCAGACAGGAGUUUUCGAUUUUUCUUUUUGGUCUUUGUUAGAUCCCAAAUUUUGGGAGAGCCAAUGUUAAAGAUGUACAUUUGAAUGUCGAGGGGGAAAAAAUGUAUCCUGUCUCACUCUGCCUUUUAUGUGUAAAAGAAAAGGUUUAGGGGAAGGAGUCAUGUGUUUACCACAAGGUUUAUUUUGAGGAAAGAACUUCUACAUCAGUGCCAAAUCGCAUGAGGUUGUGCAUGGGCAUGUACGCCCGAAUUUAUCUUUAAAAAAACCCUGCUAAGCUCAAGCGAGGGUUCUGUAAUUCCAGCAGUGUGAAGUAAACUAAAAGCAAACUUUAAACGUCAAUGUUACGCAACUCCACACACCUGGUUACAGUACUGACAUUAGCGGCUGAGCUAAUGGCGUUAGCUGUAGUGCUCCCAACCUCCUCAUGCUCUCAGUGACAGGUGACCCUACGCUCACUUCCAAAAUAUGAUCAGUCCCAUAUUGUUUGGAGCUUUUUACAACUAUAUAUAUAUCUAUAUAUAUAUGUGUAUAGAUAUAUAUAUAUAUGUUUAUAUUUUGUGAGACAUCAGUCGAGCAACAAGUUUCUUACAGAAAUGGCACCAUUUUAAGGAUCUGUCCACUGGUGUUCUAAGAUGAUGGAUUCACAGGAAAAAGGCAAUAAAGUUUUAGAAAAAGGGGGAAGAUGUUUGAGUUCUUUUUUUCCCUCCCCCUUAAAGAGGCUGCUGCAAAGGCGGGAAACAAUUUAUGUAUAAACACACGAUAAAAGCAGCAAACGUUACUAUUGGUGUUUGUACAGUUCAGCUCUUGGAGUUCUGAUGUUGGCCUUACUGUCCAUUCCUCCUCUGUUGGUGUUUUUUCAGUUGUAUUCUGUACAAAAAUAUUUUGCAAUAAAUAUGGAACUGUUUUCUAAGGA